Molecule: messenger RNA, 2385 nt
Organism: Mucor velutinosus
Lineage: Eukaryota; Fungi; Mucoromycota; Mucoromycetes; Mucorales; Mucoraceae
Product: Rho GTPase activating protein
Exons: 4
Coding region: 1-2385 (794 amino acids)
Molecular function (GO): protein binding
Source: RefSeq, a predicted model, not a curated record
AUGUCUUUUACUCAAUACGAUCAUAAUACAACAGAUACAGAACACGAAUUUAUAAACCAAAGCGACAACAACGACAAUACUACUCAAAUAACCCAUGAUGAUUCAUCUCUAUUCAGAAAAGGAAAGAAGAAAUUGCAUCGCCUGCCAGAAGUGGACCCAAAUAAGCCUUGCUUUGUACAUCAACUCUCGGUAGAGCUCAUCACCCACAUUUUCUCCAGACUGGAUCCAGCUAGUUUGGCUACUGUAGCCAAGGUCUGCACCUAUUGGAGACACAUUGUUAUGGACGACAGUUGCUGGAGAGAUGCCUUUGUAUCUUACUUUGGAGGUUUGCCAUUCAAAAGACUUUCAGUGGAAAGUUGGAAGACAGAGUACAUUCUACGAACGCAUCUAGUCAGAAAAUGGACAAAAGGCCGUGGCAAUGUCAUGACAUUUAACCCCAAGAUUGGGUCUCUUGAAGCUAUGCAAGUUGAUUUCGACGACACCACCAUGUUGGUAGCCAGUACAGAGCACGGCGUAGCAGCAAAAUGCAACCCCAUGACUGGAAAGGUAUCUCAUCGACACUUGCUGUACAGCACAAACGAAAGCGUUCGUCUGCAAUUGACAGCUGUCAAAAUGGAUAAGGAUCGUGUCUUGUGGGGAUUUGGUCCUGGAUUCAUCACACUAUCCACUCGCACGAAAUCUGCCGGUCGUCUCAAAGUGUUUUCUGAAUUCCAUCAAGGAUCUGUGCGCAUCUUGUCGCUGCCACAGCAUGUUCAGGAUAUUGUGCUGAGUGGUGCUGAGGACGGCACUGUCAAGAUUUGGGAUGUCACAACCACCUCUUGUGCUUGGACUCUAUUACCUGCUUCUGCGUCUGCUCGUGUGCCCACCUGCUUGGAAGUAACGGCAGAUCAUCGUAUCAUCAUUGGCUAUGAUGAUGGCUCGAUGGUUGUUUGGCAUGUCAACUUGAAUCAUCUGGUGCAACUGAGUCGAAACCGACACCAAGAGGACUUUGAGGAGAAGAGGGCUAUCUUUAAAAAGAAAUUACAAGACGAGAAAGUGGUCUUGAAUGCGCCUACGAGUGAUUCGCGCUUGAGCGUGACAUGUGCAAUCUACGAUGUCGAUUCAAAUAUGUUGGUCGUUGCUUAUCAGGGUCAUCCAGAUGCCUUGAAAUACUGCACCAACACAGGCAGUGUUGUUGGCACCUUUAGCUAUGGACAUGUAGCAGGUUCGUCGGUCACUUGCAUGAAAUGGGACACGUCUCCUAUCUCCACCACACUGUCAUUGGAAUCCGCGUUGAAGCCUCGACCUGCGACUGCAAAAAGAAAAGGCGGUGGCAUCAUUGAUUUAUCGGCAUCCGCAUCUUCAUCGCCAGCAAGUAAAUCAGGCCAAUCUUCUGGACAAGGCACCCCAUUAUCAGUAUCAUCUGUCAAGACAACUCGCUUACUUGUCACUGGGGACGAUAUGGGACGCAUCUGCUUAUGGAAUGGCGAUGAUGUAAACAAGGAGGGUUAUUCAAUCAAACCGAUUCGUAUCCUCGAUGGUCAUUUGGUUGGUAUCAGCGCCAUUUACAUCGACGCUUGCAAGAUUGUUACUGGCAGUGAUGACGGUUGGAUUUACAUGUGGGAUCCUUUGACUGGCGCCAACAUCAACACGCUCGGAAACAAGAUACCCAAGCAUGCACCUGUCGAUCGCUCAGAUAUGAGUGUGAUGCGCGUCAAAAACCUCUGGUGCAACGAUUAUCAGGGUGUAGCGACCAUUGGACAUCAAGUCAAGACAUGGGAUUUUUCUCCUGGCAAACAGUUCUUGAGUAGACGUGCAUUGAAACAAAAGGGAGGAAGAUCUGGCAACACUGUGGUCAGAGACAGAAUUCGUUAUGAAAUUGGUCGCGAAGUCAAGGAAUCAAUCAGUAAACUAGAAUCCGAGAAACUGGAGCGAGAAUUGGAGGCAAAAGAAAUCAACAAGCUUUCACUGGGUGGGUUGUCUGACGAAGAAAUGCUGGCUUAUGCAAUGAUGCUUUCAGAGCAAGAGACAGCAAAUACGACGACAACGACAUCUCCACGCAACACAUCUGAUUUCAUCGACGAGGAUGAUGAGGAGUUCAUGAAGGCGGUGAUCGCAAGUUUGGAACAACCUACCUUUGAUCAAGCAGCGGUGUCUGAUGAGAGCUCGAGUAGUAAUCAGGGUGCAAGCAACUCUAUCAGUGCUGCUGUUAGUAAUGGUAACUCAUCUUAUCUCAACAGCCAAAGUGGCGUUGCUAAUGACGAUGAUGAUUACCAUCAAUGGCCCACAAUAGCAGACUCUGUUGCAAUACCGUCAUCAACUCCUCAGCAACAACAACAACAACAAGAAGAGGACCUGGAUGAAGAAUUACGCUAUAUAUUGGAAUUGAGUAAAACGGAUAAAUAG